Molecule: messenger RNA, 1692 nt
Organism: Pleuronectes platessa (European plaice)
Lineage: Eukaryota; Metazoa; Chordata; Actinopteri; Pleuronectiformes; Pleuronectidae
Product: zinc finger protein 691
Exons: 3
Coding region: 99-1574 (491 amino acids)
Biological process (GO): regulation of transcription by RNA polymerase II
Molecular function (GO): DNA-binding transcription factor activity; RNA polymerase II cis-regulatory region sequence-specific DNA binding
Source: RefSeq, a predicted model, not a curated record
UGAAGACUUCCGGUCAGACUCGUCCUCCAGUGUCUAACUGUCGGUGCUCGAACCCUGCGGCUGCUCCGGGUCCCAGUGUCGGUUCUGUCGGUUCCGACAUGUCGAGGCUCGACGCGCUGCGGCUGAUCGUGGAUCAGCGUCUCUCCGCGGUCACCGACGACAUUUUCCGCUGUUUGUCCAAAACGAUCAGCGAAUACGAGCACGACGUGUUCCGGUUGAAGCAGGAGGUCGAGAGACAGAGGAAGCUGCUGGAGACCGCGGGACGACCGGGGGACACACCGGGGGACACACCGGGGGAACCACCGGGGGACACACCAGCAGGGGUUCUGCUGGUUUCCACCACAGAAGAAGAGCAGCGGAUGAGGAGGCGGAGCUUCAAUCGGCCCAUUAAAGAGGAGAAGGGCGGAGCUUCAGGACCUGAAGUCCGACACAUCAAGUUCAUACCAAGUCCUGAUUGGCUUAGGGGGAGUCAUCUCUCCAAUCAGAUUCAGUCAUACCGGGAGGAGGCGGGGCCUCAGCCUACUGAAGAGCAUCCUGAGGCAAUCACUGUCAAACAGGAAGUGGAUGAGGGUCACGUGACGCUGGAGCAGUUCAACCCCCAGCAGGAAGGUUUUCUGCUCAUUUCCACCACAGAGGAAGAGCAGCAGCCGAGGGGGCGGAGCUUCACUCUGCACAACAAACAGGAGGGGGGUGGAGCUUCAGGUUCUGAGGAGUUCACAUCGAGUCCUGAUUGGCUGAUGGGAAGCAACGAUGACAAGGGAAGUUCUUGGUCCACUCAGAUCUCGUCCCACAUACAGAAGGAGUUUCUCUGGAGCCCGUCAGACCUCAUGAGACCAGAACCUGGGUGUCUACCUCCACACCAUCAUGGGGACUCUGCUGUCCAAUCGCCUGAUGAAGACAGCGGAGACGCUCAGUCUGAACCGGACCUCAGGACACCGGGGACUCCUGUAGAACCGAAGCUGCUGGUCUGCGGCAGCUGUGGUCGAGAGUUCAGCUCAAGAAGAACUUUGAGAAAACAUGUAAGACAAAACACAUCUCAGGACCAGGACCAGAUGUCCUGCAGCCUCCGCAGACAGAGGGUCCCCUUCCAGAGUCCUGCCAAGUCCUUCAGCUGCAGGGUCUGUGGGAACUCCUUCUACACACGGGGGAUUCUGGUGCGGCACGCUGAAAACCACUGCAAGGAGCCCGAGAACCGAUGUGGGGCCUGCGGGGACUGUCUGGAUUCGACGGAGAACCUCAGAGACCACCUGCGGUCCCACAAAGAGCUGGGCAGCACCUGCGACGUGUGUGGGAAGAAGUGCAGCUCCAUGAGGAGGAUGGAGAUCCACAAACGGGUCCACACCGGAGAGAAGCCGUACCGCUGCAAGUUCUGCAGCAGAGACUUCAGCAGGAAGGAGAGUCUGGAGAGACACCUGAAGAUCCACACCGGGGACAGACCGCACCGAUGUGGACUCUGCAGGAGGACGUUCACCAGGAGGGAGUACCUGGUCCACCACCUGAAGACCGGUCACUCAGAGAGAGCAGGACCAUCUGCAGGGACAGAUUGGACUGAGCAGAUCAGUCUGAUGCUGUGAAACUGGACAGAAAACGUGAUGUAGAAACUAGAAAUUCACCGACUAAUGUUUGUAACUGUUACAGUCGAUCAUCUGAGAACAGCUUUGAUAAUAAAUUCAUUUGAUUCAUUUACAGGAA